AUGGGUAAUAAAACAAAAGGUACUAAACGUACAAAUAAACAAGUUGAUACAAAUUUUAAUAAGAAAUUGAAAACUACUAAUGAAUUACCAUCAUCUCCACUUUCUGAAAGUGAAGAAGAAGAUUCACAAGAAGAAGAAGAACAAAAAGACGCCGAAUCAAGUUCUGAAGAUGACUUAGAUAUGAGUGAAUCAGAAGAUGAAUUAGAUCAAUUAGAUGAAGAAGAACAACAGAAAGACGAAGACGAACAUGAAGAAGAUGAAGAAGAUAAAGAGGAUGAAGAAGAUAAAGAUGAUGAAGAAGACGAUGCUGCGGUUGAAAAUGAUGUCAAAGAAUCAGAUCCAAAUAAAAAAUCUUCAAAAGAACAACAUUUAGAACAAAAGAAAUUAUUAGCUGAACGUAAAUUACAAAGAAAAUCAGGAGUGGAAAUUCAAAAAAUUAAAUCUUUAUGGGAAAAAUUAAGAGAUUCAAAUACUACUAAAACACAAAAGGAUAAAUUAUGUAAUGAAAUUUGGGAAUUAUCAAAAGAUUGUAUAAAUGAUUUAGUGUUAAAACAUGAUGCAUCAAGAGUAGUUCAAACGUUAGUCAAAUAUUCAAAUAAACAACGUAGAUUAAUAAUUACUCAAUCUUUAAAAGGUUCAUUUUAUCAAUUAGCCACAUCUGCAUAUGGUAAAUAUUUACUUAUAAAAUUAUUACAUUAUGGUUCAAAAGAAAGUAGACAAUUAAUUAUAAAUGAAUUACAUGGUAAACUUCGUAAAUUAAUGAGACAUAGAGAAGGUGCAUAUGUAGUUGAAGAUUUAUUUGUAUUAUAUUCAACUGCAGAACAAAAACAACAAAUGAUGAGAGAAUUUUGGGGUAGUCAAUUUGCUUAUUUUAAAGAUGCAGGCGGUAAUAAAACUGUAAUUGAUAUAGUUAAUGAAAAUAGUGAAAAGAAACAAUUAAUAAUGACUAAUUUAUAUAAUACUAUAAAAGCUUCAGUUGAAAAAGGUUCAACUGGUUUUCAGAUUUUACAUGCUGCAAUGAAAGAAUACACAAAUAUAUUAAUACAAGAUAUAGAAGUCAAUGAUUCAUCAAUUAGAGAAUUUAUUGAUUUGUUAACUGAACAAUUUGCUGAAUUGGUACAUACUCAAGAAGGUUCAGAUGUUGCUAAUAAACUUAUUGCAAUGGCAAAUGCAAAAGAAAGAAAAGGGUUAAUUAAAUCUUUAAAAUCACAUAUUGAUGAAUUGAUAAAGAAUGAAUAUGGGAAUCUUAUUUUAAUUAAUUUAUUUAGAUGUGUUGAUGAUACUGUUCUUGUUUUCAAAUCAUUUAAUGAUAUAUUUACAAUUGAUAAAUUUCCAAAUAUCAUUGAAUCUAAAUUUUCAAGAAGACCAAUAUUAUAUUUAUUUAAAGGAUUAAAUGGGAAAUAUUUUAGUCCAAGUACCAAAAAACAAUUGGAUGAAUAUGAAGAAGUAGCAUAUAGAAAAACAUCAAAGAAGGACAAAGAAACAAGAAAAGCCGAAUUGCUUGAGAAAUCAUUAAUUCCAAUUUAUAAUUCCCUUAUUGAACAACCUAAUGACUCAAUGAAUAAGAUAUUAUCAAAUAAUAUGUCAAUACAAUUAAUUACUGAAUUAUUAUUGACAAAGACUGAAAGUUCAAAAGUAAAUGAGGAAUUGAGACCAAAAUUAAUUGAAAUCAUUUUUGAACAUACUGUAAAAGGUGAUAUUUUAGAAGAUUAUCAUUUAUUAAAUAAAACUCCAUUUAUUUCAAGAGCAUUAAAAUCAUUAAUUCAAGGUAAUCAAUUUAAAUUUAAUAAUAAAAGUAAGAAAUUAGAAAAAAUAGAAGGUGAAAAUAAUCCUAAUCUUGGUGUAGAAUUUGCUGAAAAGGUAGUUGAUGAAAUAAUAAGUACUGAUGUCGAAAAAUGGACUUCUAAUCAAGCUGCUUUUGUGUUGGUAUCAACUAUUGAAGUUUUAGAAUUAAGUAAAUCUAAAAAAGUCAAUAGUAUAAAGAAAGAACUCAAAAAACAUAAAAAAGAAUUAGGUAAAUCAGAAGAUAAAGGAUCUAGAUUGUUGUCUACAUUUAUAUAA
Messenger RNA from Insectozyma verbasci, 2061 nucleotides. The record is from the annotation of a GenBank genome assembly. NCBI's taxonomy places the organism in Eukaryota, Fungi, Ascomycota, Pichiomycetes, Serinales, Debaryomycetaceae.